Manis javanica (Malayan pangolin) is the source of this 2540-nucleotide messenger RNA. It is a transcript of the gene NETO2, whose product is annotated as neuropilin and tolloid like 2. Gene Ontology annotation, cellular component: postsynaptic density. NCBI's taxonomy places the organism in Eukaryota, Metazoa, Chordata, Mammalia, Pholidota, Manidae. Gene Ontology annotation, molecular function: ionotropic glutamate receptor binding. The record is from RefSeq and is a predicted model, not a curated record.
CCCAGCGCGCGGCUGCGCGGCCGGCACGCGGCGCUCGCGCUCCGGGCUUAAAUGAGCCGGGGCUCCCCGCGCCGCCACUCCAGCGGGGUCCACGCCGGGGCCGUCCCUCGCGUCUGCGCUCCUCGGCCGCGGGGCGGUCGAUGGGACCGAGCGCCGCGGAGCGGGAGGCGGUGCCCGUCGGGGGGCUAAGACCUCGCGGGAGCCCGCCGCGGGGCUGGGGCAUGGGGAGCCGCAGGACCUGAGCCCUGCCCCGCGUGCGGGCGGGCAGCCUGGGGGCCGGCGAUGGGGACGCAGCGGGACUGCCGCCGCGCCAGGCCCUGAGAGCUGCACCGAGCCUCCGUCGCCUCUGUCUCCGCCUGGCCGCCGCCUCGGCCCUUCGCGAAGCUCUGGGCCGCUGGGAACAUGGCCCUGGAGCAGCUCUGCUCGGUCCUCAAAGUGUUGUUAAUAACAAUACUUGUAGUGGAAGGGAUUGCUGUGGCCCAAAAGACCCAAGAUGGACAAAAUAUUGGAAUCAAGCACAUUCCUGCAACCCAGUGUGGAAUUUGGGUUCGAACCAGUAAUGGAGGUCAUUUUGCAUCACCAAAUUAUCCUGACUCAUACCCACCAAAUAAGGAGUGUAUCUACAUUUUGGAAGCUGCUCCACGUCAAAGAAUAGAGUUGACCUUUGAUGAUCAUUAUUAUAUAGAACCAUCAUUUGAAUGUCGGUUUGAUCACUUGGAAGUUCGAGAUGGGCCAUUUGGCUUCUCUCCACUUAUAAACCGUUACUGUGGUGUGAAGAACCCUCCAUUAAUUAGAUCAACAGGGAGAUUCAUGUGGAUUAAGUUUAGUUCUGAUGAAGAACUUGAAGGACUGGGGUUUCGAGCAAAAUAUUCUUUUAUUCCAGAUCCAGAUUUUACCUACUUAGGAGGUAUUUUAAAUCCCAUCCCAGAUUGCCAGUUUGAGCUCUCAGGAGCUGAUGGAAUAGUGCGUUCUAGUCAGGUAGAACAAGAAGAAAAAACAAAACCUGGCCAAGCAGUUGACUGCAUAUGGACGGUGAAAGCUACUCCAAAAGCUAAGAUUUAUUUGAGGUUCCUAGAUUAUCAGAUGGAACACUCCAAUGAAUGCAAGAGAAACUUUGUUGCGGUCUAUGAUGGAAGCAGUUCUAUUGAAAAUCUGAAGGCCAAGUUUUGCAGCACCGUGGCCAACGAUGUAAUGCUGAAAACAGGAAUUGGGGUGAUACGAAUGUGGGCAGAUGAAGGUAGUCGGCUCAGCAGGUUUAGAAUGCUGUUUACUUCCUUUGUGGAACCUCCCUGCACAGGCAGCACUUUCUUUUGCCAUAGCAACAUGUGCAUAAAUAAUUCUUUAGUCUGUAAUGGUGUCCAAAACUGCGCAUAUCCUUGGGAUGAAAAUCACUGUAAAGAAAAGAAAAAAACAGGACUAUUUGAACAAAUCACUAAAACUCAUGGAACAAUUAUUGGCAUUACAUCAGGGAUUGUCUUGGUCCUUCUCAUUAUUUCUAUUUUAGUACAAGUGAAACAGCCUCGAAAGAAGGUCAUGGCUUGCAAAACUGCUUUUAAUAAAACCGGAUUUCAAGAAGUGUUUGAUCCUCCUCAUUAUGAACUGUUUUCACUAAGGGACAAAGAGAUUUCUGCAGACCUGGCUGACUUGUCAGAAGAACUGGACAGCUACCAGAAGGCACGCCGCUCCUCCACGGCCUCCCGCUGCAUCCAUGACCACCACUGUGGGUCGCAGGCGCCCAGUGUCAAACAAAGCAGGACCAACCUCAGUUCCAUGGAACUUCCUUUCCGAAAUGAUUUUGCACAACCACAGCCAAUGAAAACAUUUAAUAGCACCUUCAAAAAGAGUAGCUACACUUUCAAACAGUCACAUGAGUGCUCUGAACAGGCCCUAGAAGACAGAGUAAUGGAGGAGAUUCCCUGUGAAAUUUAUGUCAGGGGACGAGAAGAUUCUGCACAAGCAUCCAUAUCCAUUGAUUUUUAAUCUAGUAAAGGUGAUAUUAAUGAUUAAGUAUGUAUGUAUGCCGUCUACAGAGCACCCAUACUGUUUUCAGCAGCCAUCCCUUUUCCCCUAUCAAAUCAAGGCAGAUCUUCAUUUCCCGUUAACUAUUGUAAUGGUGAAGUUUUUAUUAUCUCAGGCAGUCUAUAUAUGUUAAAACAACCGAGGAACUUUCUCCAUUCAGUGAAAAAAAUAAUCAUCUAUUGCUUGGUGUCAUAUAAGCAAAACACCAGUUAAAUAGCAUUUGAAGAGGAGAGUGGUCAUGUUGAGCCAGGCUCAGGCUGCCUGCUAGUCUUUGCAGCAGGAACACAGCUCUUGAUUGAUUCAGCUCUGUCAAUUUUUUGAUCCCACAAAAAGUUUAAACCUAAGAUUUUUCUUUACAUUCCUUUGAUUUUUCUUUCCUCUUAUUUGUUUUAUAAGCCAGUACCUUUACCAUUUCAGUUUCUUACAUAAAUAUAAGUGGUUAACGUACCACACAUAUUUCAGUAUAGGCAUCUGUUUUAGAAUUUGUCAAAAUAAACUAGUUACUGUGGUAAGUGCCAAUU